AUUUGACCAAAUUGGUUCACACAGUUCCAGCGUGCGGCGAUCGGGUUAAACACGCGGGUUUUACUGUUAUCCUCAAAAUGGCAAAACAUUGGUACUUCGCAUUUGUUCUCUGCUGCUGUUUUCUAGCAUCUACGACUUUGACCACGACUUCUUAUCCUAGUUCCUUGACAAUAAUCGAAGACUGGUUAUGGCCCCUCAAUACCAUUAACCUACGCCUUUACUUCAAGAGCAACUACACGUAUAAAGAGGUCAACUCUAGAAAUUCAACACACCUUCUGCAGUACAUGGACUUGACCAAGUGUACAGUAUUGCAUUGCCAUGGUUAUCGGAAUACGGCAGACAGUCCAAAUGUCGUGGCCAUAACAGAAGCCUACUUAGACGGUUACGACUGCAAUAUUAUAGUCGCAGAUUACAGAUAUGUUACAUACAGAUUUUAUAUAUCCGUGGUUUCGCUGAUCGAGGCCGUAGCUGUGGUUCUAAUUGAAAGUAUCGAGCUGUUGGUAGCGAAUGGGAUGAACAGUGAAACGUUCGUGCUCAGUGGACAUUCUAUGGGUAGUCAAAUAAUUGGCGACAUUGCACGCAAUCUGUCUUUCACAGUCUCACAGAUAAUGGCAAUGGACCCAGCUGGUCCUCUUUUCGGGUUUCCCGAGCGUACGAUAAGUGCUGCAGAUGCGCGCUGUGUUAAAUGCAUUCACUCUGACAUGGGCUAUGCCGGCACUAUUGUGCCCUGUGGUCAUCAAGACUAUUAUCCGAACGGUGGACGUAGAAUACAACCAGGUUGCCCAAUAACAGAAGACCUUCUAGACAUGUGCAGCCAUAUUAGGGCUGGGGAUUUUAUUCGAGAAUCUGCAUUACACCCGAACAGCGUUCUUGGUAUACGAUGCAAUAGUUGGGAAGAUUUUAUAGCUGGGAACUGUGAUAAGUCUGCUAUAAUUCCGAUGAGCCAGAAUGGACCUUGUAACAUUACUGGUAAAUUCUAUUUCCAAUCAAACGCGAAUUGUCCUCUUGGGAGAGGUAUGCUGGGAACAGUUUACAAACCAUUGCUUAGCGUAAUCAACGAAGGCCAUUAAUGACACUUUUGUUGAAUCCGUUCGUGUAUGUGUGUAUGCGAGGGGCCGGAGUGUGAGACAAUACAUGGCAAUACAUUUCGGAGUGGUUCGUAAGCCAAAAAAUUAAACACGUAUGAUAAGAUUAACACAAUCAUCAAAAUAGUAACAUAAAUAAUCUACGACUAUUACAUGAGUAAUAGUCGCUAAUAACCAACGCUGCUAUAUAUAAUGCUGCUCAAAUCUUACAUCAUAAAAAGAGAAACAGAAUAAUAUAGAAUACAAAAAAUGCAUUUUCA
Molecule: messenger RNA, 1345 nt
Organism: Megalopta genalis
Lineage: Eukaryota; Metazoa; Arthropoda; Insecta; Hymenoptera; Halictidae
Product: lipase member H-A
Biological process (GO): lipid catabolic process
Molecular function (GO): lipase activity; serine hydrolase activity
Source: RefSeq, a predicted model, not a curated record